GGGGGGGGGUGAUACUAGAUAAGAGGAGGCGGGCUAUCAAGAAGGUCCAAGCAGUGACUGGAUAUAUUUUACCCUUUUAUUCCUCCCCCGGUGAUCCUGGAGCCACGGGGAGCCGCCAUUAGGAAGAAUAAGGACCCUGGAAUGUAUAUUGGAGGCUGCGGGGCGAGGACAUCACAGCACGGCGCCAGGAAAGGAGGAGAAGAGGGAGGAGAGGCGGGGCGGGCCAUCAGCUGAUUCUCCCUUCCUCAAUGGAUGCGGAGGCAUGGAUGAGCCACUUCCCUCUGCCGCACAUCCUCAACACUCUGGCGCAGGUUCUGAGGGGGGAGGGGGCAGGGGCGGAGGAAGGGGCGUCGCAGGACCAGCUGGAGGAGUUGCUGCCUCACCUUUGCCUUGCUCUCCCCUCAUAUAGCAUUACUUGUGCCAACCUCCUUCGGUCCUUGCCCAGUGACAGUCGUGUGUGGAGCCAACUGGAGGAAGCUUUGAUCAGUAAGAAGAUUCUCUACCCUGAAAUCACUUCCGUCCUCUAUCUCCUGCACCGCCCGGCCCUGGAGCGUGAGCUGAUGCGUGUGCUGGGCCUCUACGCAGUUAAGGAGAGUCCGGGCCCAUGGUGGGAUGAAGAAGUGCUCACCAUAGCCCACUUCAGACCCCAUGGCACGCUACUGUGUGCCAACCCCGAGGCCAAGGAAGGGCAGAGCUGUGGAGGCCAAGUCAAGAGGAGGAAAGUCAAUGAGUGGGAGUCGUCACCUUCGGCCAAGGCGUCAGGGUAUGAUGAGCAGUUGUUCCAUCAGUGCCUUGCCUUCCUGGGAAGUGUUCUGGUGAAAACGCGUUUCUCGUUUCCUGCUGUCGUUGCCAGCAGGGAUUAUCUAUCACAGGUUUCCUCGGUGAUGGAAGACGAGCUCUACCAGAGUUUUCCAAGUGACCUGUCCCAUCUUGCAUACCUCCUAAGUUUGCCUCUCGCCAUGGGGCAGGAGCAGGAUGCCCUCACAGACUCUACACUUCUACUCAUAGAAAAUGCCCUGCGGGAGGAGCUGGCUGAGGGAGGAGAGGCGACUCGGGAGAAAGUGUGCGUGAUGCUCUCUCUCUUCCCAUUCUGGCUUCCAUUGCUCCGGGAGAGUGGUUUCUUGAAGGGCCACUUGGCUGAUAGUGCGUGUGACAUCUUCUGCUGCGUCAGGCAAGGCUGCAGGUGAUGCUUGGAUGACGUUCUCUUGCAAGUAAACCACGGCAAAAGUAGUGAGUGAUAACUAACCAUGCUUGCCUUUUGAUAUAAAGAACAGUAGUAAAUUUCAAAUAUACAGUAAACACUCAGUUAUCCAGGUGCACCGUAUCUGACCUCGCUUGUAUCCGGGAGUUUUCAAAAAUAAUAAUAACCUACACCAUAUCCGGGUGCCCCUGUGGCUUUAUUAACCCGGAUACCAGAGGGUUUACUGUAUUCCAGGGGUAAUGAAAAUAGUAAGAACAGAAAUAGUUUACUGAAGAAAUUAAAAAGCAAUGAAAGCACAUGUACCGGACUACAAAAACAUAACCAUAAAAUAUAUUACAACAUUAUUGAAUUCCAAACCUGAUAAUUCCUCUGACAUAUUUGCAACCACACGACUGUCCACUCCAAAUAAUUCAACAAUACAAACAUGCAAAUGUAAUGUAACCAGAGUAUUAAAUGUUUUAAAUCAAAUGAAUCAUUAUGUAUCUUUUAUCAACUGAAACAAACAAAAAAAAAAGGUUUCCAUUUCCAUUUUAUCCUUGCUUUCCAUUU
Messenger RNA from Eriocheir sinensis (Chinese mitten crab), 1750 nucleotides. RefSeq lists its product as uncharacterized. The coding region runs from base 249 to 1187 and encodes 312 amino acids. Lineage: Eukaryota; Metazoa; Arthropoda; Malacostraca; Decapoda; Varunidae. The record is from RefSeq and is a predicted model, not a curated record. The transcript has 4 exons.